GUUGAAUUUGAUUUUGAAUUUUCUGAGCAAGUUUCACAGAACCAAUUAUAAUUGAUUAAUAAAUACUCGACCCUUUUGUAUUCUUCCAAGUAUUUCUCAGUUCUCCCUCGCAGCCACUCUCUUCAUUUUCAUGAAAUUAUACUUGUGAAUUUUAAUCGUAUUCAACACCCAUUUUUCGAUCUGGAAGCCCUAAAUACAGAAACCUAGAUGUUCUCUUGAAAUACAUGGUUCAGGAUAAAGACACUUCUUGAGUGAUCAUCUCUAUUCAUCUCCUUUAGUGUUAUCAUGAACAUAUUUAGUUGUGGAAAUAACACAUUUAAGCAGUGGAAUGAAUGUGCUGAAAACUGACUCGUUCUGGUGCAGAGGGUGGAAUCCAGAUGUUAUAGAUCUCUUUGCUUUAUGAGGGGUUAGAUGAGUAGGACAACUACAAUGGAAUCCUGCGGAGGAGGUAACAGUUCUAGCUCGGCUGCAAGGCAGCGGUUACGCUGGACAAAUGAGCUACACGAGCGCUUUGUGGAUGCUGUGGCCCAGCUUGGUGGGCCAGAUAGGGCAACUCCUAAAGGCGUUCUUAGAGUGAUGGGUGUACAAGGUUUGACUAUAUACCAUGUCAAAAGCCACUUACAAAAAUACCGGCUUGCUAAAUGCCUUCCUGAUUCUACAUCUGAUGGGCAAAGUGUUGAGAGAAAAGAAUCAGGAGACGUGUUAUCGAGCUCGGAGGGUUCUUCUGGAAUGCAGAUUACGGAAGCACUGAAGCUGCAGAUGGAGGUACAGAAGCGUCUGCAUGAACAACUGGAGGUACAAAGGCAGCUUCAGUUAAGGAUUGAAGCGCAAGGGAAGUACCUUAAGAAAAUAAUUGAAGAGCAGCAGCGCCUUGGUGGUGCUCUUGCCGAAGAGCCCAGCUCAGUAAUCCCGACUCCUGCCUCAGCUGAAAACUUCCAGGAAUCUGAGGACAAGACGGACCCAUCAACUCCUGGUCCAACUUCUGAGUCCCCCAUCCAGACCAAAGUUGUCCAAGAAAAUGUUCCAAAUCAUCCCAAGAGUCUCACUUGCAAUGAAUCUUCAUUUUCCCGCCACGAGCCACUGACACCAGAUUCUGGUUGUCGCUUUGGUUCCCCAGUUGAGAGCCCAAAAGGUCAGAGGUGGUUCGACAAUCUGGGACCACAGAUAACAGGCCCUGCAGAUAGAAAACCGGAGAUGUUUCUAACACAUCAGAUACUGGAAUCGAGUUCGAAUUCAAGCUAUCAGCAACCUUGCUCAGUAUUUCCAGAUGAGGGAACAUUCUUAUCUCUAGGCAAGGAGUUUAAUCAGUGAAAAGGAUCAGGUUGACGAUGUUUCAGGCUGUUAAAUGGUAAUUAAGUUUUUUUCACUUUCGUAUAUUUUAUAUUUUUGAUGUAUUUAACUUCAGUCCUCGGAUUUUAAAUUAGAAGUUGAGAAUGUAAUUUAUCUCUGUUACAUGCUCCUCUGGUCAUGUGGUGGUCUCUAUAGUCUAUUAGGGGUGGUGGGGUCGAGUUUUCUUUUGUCGAAGGAUCACCAAGCUGUUAUCUCAUCUUCUUGUUGCCCCACAUACUAAGCAUGUAAGCAAGUUUGAAUUUUGUACUUUGUGUUCAAAAAGGACACUUACGAU
Molecule: messenger RNA, 1624 nt
Organism: Papaver somniferum (opium poppy)
Lineage: Eukaryota; Viridiplantae; Streptophyta; Magnoliopsida; Ranunculales; Papaveraceae
Product: myb family transcription factor PHL7-like
Exons: 8
Coding region: 412-1311 (299 amino acids)
Molecular function (GO): DNA binding; DNA-binding transcription factor activity
Source: RefSeq, a predicted model, not a curated record